AUGCAUGCUAAUGCUGAUUAAUACAAUGUUAAAGCAGGAGAUUAAUUUUCAAUAUAGGAUCCAAUAAAAAUAGAAAAGAUCUCAUCAACAAGAGUUAUGUUUGAACCAAAAUAUAGGAGAUCAUUUGAAUGUAGUUAAAAUAGAAUAUUGUGUCAAUUAUCAUUAUUCUGA
Messenger RNA from Paramecium sonneborni, 171 nucleotides. The record is from the annotation of a GenBank genome assembly. NCBI's taxonomy places the organism in Eukaryota, Ciliophora, Oligohymenophorea, Peniculida, Parameciidae.